AUGGUGAAGGAUGGUAUAAAGCAAGAAGCCAUCUUCAUUGGUGCUAAUAGACAAUCUUUUGUUGUGGACUAUAACAAAUCAGAAAAUUUGGUAGCAUAUGGUGCAGGAAAUACCAUUGCAUUAUGGAAUCCAUUGGCUGAAAAUCAUAUUGGAGUUGAAUCAACUUUGAAAAAACAUACUAAGGAAGUUACUGGAGUUAGAUUCAUACCUAAUUCUCCUUAUAUUGUAUCUUCUGGUGAAGAUAACGAAGUGAAUGUAUGGAAAAAAUCUGAAAAUUCUUAUAAAUUACAUGAAUCAUUAUCAGGUCAUGAACAUUCAAUUACAUGUUUAUCAGUGAUUAAUGAGAAGAUAUUCGUAACUGGAGGAGCUGAUGGGAAUAUCAUACUCUGGGUAUAUAACUCAGAAGAACAAUCAUUCAAAUUAAGUCACAAAUUCCAAGUCAAGUUCAACUUCUUUCCAUUGACCUUAGCAUUGCAAGAUAUAGAUACCAACGGUAAUUAUAUAUUAGCAGUUGGUGGAACCACCUCCAACUUAUACAUCUAUUCAUUUACCUUACUUCAAAAUGGUACUAUAGAUCAUUUCAAUCAAUCUGCUUUAUUGACAGGUCAUGAAGACUGGAUUAAAUGUUUACAAUUCGUUGCUGAUAUUGAACAUAAGAGUUAUAUAUUAGCCAGUGGAUCUCAAGAUAGAUAUAUCAGAUUAUGGAGAUUGAAAUUAAAUGAAUUGAUCGAUGAUUCUGAUGAAGAUGAAAUGAAAUUGAUCCUUUUAUCUAAUAAACAGUACAAAUUCAAUAUUGGAGAACAUGAUAGAGGAGCCAUCAGUUUUGAAGCUUUAUUAGUCGGCCAUGAUGAUUGGGUCACAGGUUUACAAUGGCAUCCAUCUUAUAAAACUGAUGGUGUCACUGGUGAGAAGCGUUUACAAUUAUUAUCAUCAAGUGCUGAUACAGCAUUAAUGGUAUGGGAAAUGGAUGUGGAAUCCGGUAUUUGGGUAUGUGUUAAUAGAUUAGGUGAAUUAUCUAUCAAAGGAGCAUCUACAGCUACUGGUGCUUCUGGUGGAUUUUGGUCAUGUUUAUGGUUUGUGGAUGAUAAAACUGGAAGUCAAUAUAUUUUAUCCAAUGGUAAGACUGGUUCUAUAAGGGUUUAUAGAUCAACUGAUUCAGAAGCUAAAACUUUUGAAUCAACCUUGGGUGUGACUGGUGCAGUUAAAGAAGUUACAGGUUUAACAUGGUCUUUAAAUGGGGAGUAUUUCACAAGUGUAUCUCUUGAUCAAACUGCUAGAUUAUUUGCUCCAUGGACAGCUAAUAGAGAGUUUAAAUCAUGGCAUGAGUUUGCAAGACCUCAAAUUCAUGGUUAUGAUAUGAUUUGUAUUGAUAAUGUAACCAAUACUAAAUUUGUCUCUGGUGGUGAUGAAAAAAUAUUAAGAGUGUUUGAAAUCACAAAUUCGAUUUAUAAAUUAUUAAAGAAUUUAUGUAAUAUAGAUGUUGUUCCUCAAGAUCAAGUUGAAAGUUUACCAGAAGCUGCAUCCUUACCGGUUUUAGGAUUGUCUAAUAAGGCAGAUAAUGAACAACAAGAAGUAGGUCAAGCAGCUCAAGAACAACAAGAUGCUGACGAAGAUAAAGAAGCUACUCCAGUUGAAAAGGAAGACAUUCUUGCUUCUCUAACUGGUCCUCCAUUAGAAGAUUAUUUACAAAGAUAUACCCUUUUCCCCGAAUUAGAAAAGUUAUAUGGUCAUGGGUAUGAAAUCACUUGUUGUGCUACUUCACCAAAUGGAUUAUUAAUUGCAUCUGCUUGUAGAUCUAAUUCAUCUAAACAUGCAGUUAUAAGAAUCUUCAACGUAGGUAAAGAUUUCCAACAAUCACCUCAAGUAUUGGAAGGUCAUAAUUUGACUAUUACAAGUUUGGAAUUCUCUCCUGAUGGACAAUAUUUAUUAGCUGUUUCAAGAGAUAGACAAUUCAGUUUAUGGAGAGUUUCGAAUGAAGCAGAGGGUCAAUUUGAAUUGGUAGAACUUAACACCAAAGCGCUGUCAAGAAUCCUUUGGGAUUGUUCUUGGUUACCAAUUAAUCAAUUUGGUUCAUUCUUCUUAACUGCAUCUCGUGAUAAGACUGUUAAAUUAUGGCAAGUUAACGAUACUAAAGUUGAAUCAAUUUCUGUGGCAAAAGUAGAUGAACCAGUGAUAUCAGUUUCAUGUUACAGAGCAAAUUUAAUCGACAAUUUUGCUGUUAUUUCCUUUGGAUUGGAAAAUGGUAAUAUCUCAGUGUAUAAAAUAGACUUAAGUACAACUGAAAAGGAUUUCCAAUUGGUGGCUAAGUUCGAUACCACCAUCACUCCUGAUGAAAGAAUCUCCAAAUUAAGUUUCAGUAGCAAGUUACAUGAAAAAGAUUCCCAAUUUUUACUUGCAGUAGCUAGUAAAGAUACUUCAACCCGUUUAUAUAGUAUUGCCAAAGACUCUGUAAUAUAA
Scheffersomyces coipomensis is the source of this 2457-nucleotide messenger RNA. Its product is annotated as Elongator subunit. NCBI's taxonomy places the organism in Eukaryota, Fungi, Ascomycota, Pichiomycetes, Serinales, Debaryomycetaceae. The record is from RefSeq and is a predicted model, not a curated record. The coding region runs from base 1 to 2457 and encodes 818 amino acids. Gene Ontology annotation, cellular component: elongator holoenzyme complex. Gene Ontology annotation, biological process: tRNA wobble uridine modification. Gene Ontology annotation, molecular function: protein binding. The transcript has a single exon.